AUGGCAUACGAAGAUGAUGAGACCUGCGAGCUUGCCCUGAUAACUUCUACGAUUGUUGCGAGCAAAUAUUCUUAUACCAUUUCCUCGUCUGUAAUCGUCCUUGGUCUAUCUAUCUAUCUAUCUAUCUAUCUAUCUAUCUAUCUAUCUAUCUCAGUCUGUUCUUUGUCUAUCUAUCAAUCUAUCUAUAUCUGUAUAUCAUCAUCAUCUUCUUCUUCUUCAUUUAUCUAUCUAUCUAUCUAUCUAUCUAUCUAUCUAUCUAUCUAUCUAUCUAUCUAUUAUUUAAAAAAUGGAAGGCGCAAGAGACACUCUCUCUUUCUCCCAAUUGCUGUAUGUAGAUACCUCACCUUCAUCUAUCUAUCUAUCUAUCUAUCUAUCUAUCUAUCUAUCUAUCUAUCUAUCUAUCUAUUAUUUAAAAAAUGGAACAUACCUCACCUUCAUCUAUCUAUCUAUCUAUCUAUCUAUCUAUCUAUCUAUCUAUCUAUCUAUCUAUCUAUCUAUCUAUCAUGUUUAGGCAUAUGA
Acanthosepion pharaonis is the source of this 519-nucleotide messenger RNA. NCBI's taxonomy places the organism in Eukaryota, Metazoa, Mollusca, Cephalopoda, Sepiida, Sepiidae. The record is from the annotation of a GenBank genome assembly.